CAAAUGAUUUCAAAAAUAAAAUGUUUACUAUAAAAACAAAUUUAAACAUAAAUGCAGUUGAGUCGGUCUGCUUCGGUCGUAAGAAUCCAAUAACAAAAUACACAGUCUUCUGGGUACACCGAGUCUCGGUCCCAAGUAACCAAAAACAAAUGAUUUCUUGGGCGUGACACAGCAAAUUGAUAAACUGAAAAAAUACAUCUUGGUAUCUAAUAGUAUUUAGUUUAGUAUUCUUUUCCUUUUCACAGAUCCCAGUAGGCUUCUAAAAUGACAUUAGCAUUGUGUCUGAGCUGUGCUUUCAUGUUUUCAUUCAGAGUCCAUGUCCAGACUUCUGAAGGCCUUGCAGAUGUUUCCACGGGCAUUAGCCAAAUGCGGUUUGCCGUCGCCUACUGUCACCAUUCAACGCCGCGCAGUCGCACUCAGUUUCUGGCCCAUGCAGAAGGACAUCAGCGAUCCGGUGUUGGACCAGCUAUCGUCGGAGGACUUCACGGCUUUAAAGAUAAGCCCAGCGGGGCGCAAUCUUGUGUGUUUGCUUGCCACGGAAAUGAUUGCGGAAAGACUGGUAAAGCGACCUUUUGAAUGUAUAAAUGGGUUUGAAACCGUAUUUUGCGGCUCCGAGGUGAAGCUGAUCAAAGAGGGGGUCGGGAAUCCUGUCAACAUAAUUUUCAACGUCAGCAAAAGUAUGGAACGUGUUAAGGACGAAUGCAUCGAACAAUUAUCCAAUCCUUUCCGCAUUAUGCCCAACUUCGAGGUGCUGUUCCGGUGUGGCAACACACUGCUGUCCAUCCAUUGCAAAUUUCUGUCGGAGGCCUUUAAAGAUGGUGUACCGUUGCUGCAAGAAGAUCAGAUCGUUCCCGAUAUGUUUGAGAUUCAGGAGAUGUCGCUGUUCGAGAAAGAGGAUACCUAUACUGUCAAGGCCAAUAUGAUUGAUGAUAAUAUAUACUGGGCUCUCAUGGAUUUUCUGGCUGAACAGGGGAUAACUAAUGAAUUCGCCAUCAAGCUUUCAGAUUUGUCCACAGUCUAUGAACAUGACCAGUACAUCAGGUUCUUAGAGAAUCUAUCGAAAUUCGUAGUCCCACCACCACCAGUAAUGGAGAGAUACAAUACUGAUGAUUCUUCCCAUUAAAUCAAAUCGGUUUUUAAAACUUUACAAAAUAAAUCACUGUUUUGGUUGGAGGCAGCGCUGCGAUUAUAAAA
Messenger RNA from Drosophila miranda, 1194 nucleotides. Its product is annotated as complement component 1 Q subcomponent-binding protein, mitochondrial-like. The record is from RefSeq and is a predicted model, not a curated record. NCBI's taxonomy places the organism in Eukaryota, Metazoa, Arthropoda, Insecta, Diptera, Drosophilidae. Gene Ontology annotation, biological process: cytosolic ribosome assembly. Gene Ontology annotation, cellular component: mitochondrial matrix. The transcript is spliced from 2 exons. Bases 317 to 1123 code for a protein of 268 amino acids.